Messenger RNA from Salmo salar (Atlantic salmon), 3458 nucleotides. It is a transcript of the gene slc5a11, whose product is annotated as solute carrier family 5 member 11. Gene Ontology annotation, biological process: transmembrane transport. Gene Ontology annotation, molecular function: D-glucose:sodium symporter activity. The record is from RefSeq and is a predicted model, not a curated record. Gene Ontology annotation, cellular component: plasma membrane. Lineage: Eukaryota; Metazoa; Chordata; Actinopteri; Salmoniformes; Salmonidae.
UUAUCUGCACAUGAGUAUGUUUACUAGUUCAGUAGAUGCGCACACAGACAGCCUUCGCCUCACUUCACUGGUAAUAAAACGUUGACAUUUUAACCAGCUAGUGUUGUCUUAUAUAAGUAGACAGUGGAGUUUGAUCCCUUGGUCAGAAAGGAGACCUAGAGAAAGAUGACAACACUGGAAUUUUCCUUGAGGUGAGAAGUGUUUGAGGCUGAAUGUACAACAUACACCAUGUGAACUGCCACAGGACCGGCCAACUGGAAUUAAACCCUGAGUCUGACUACAAGCUGACAGGAGACGCAAUCACUCCCUGAGAAUUCCAGUGAUCUUUGACCCAAGUAUGGCUACCACCCAGGGGACCAGCGUGCCCCCCUCCCAAUCCCCAGGUUUAGAUGUACCCACCCUGGUCACUGUAGACAUUGUGGUGCUCGUUGUCUACUUCCUCCUUGUACUGGCUGUGGGCCUCUGGUCCAUGUGGAAAACCAAGCGGAGCACGGUGGAUGGAUACUUCCUGGCAGGAAAGAGCAUGUCCUGGUGGCCGGUGGGCACCUCUCUGUUUGCCAGUAAUGUGGGUAGCGGCCACUUCAUGGGCCUGGCAGGCUCAGGAGCGGCAGCGGGCAUCAGUGCUGUGGCAUAUGAGUGGAACGGGAUGCUGAUGGUGCUGCUCUUGGGUUGGCUUUUCCUACCCAUCUACAUCGCUUCUGGGGUGACAACUAUGCCUGAAUACUUGCAGAAGCGAUUCGGGGGGAAGAGAAUACAAUUAUUCAUAGCUAUUUUGUAUUUAUUCAUUUACAUCUUCACAAAGAUAUCGGUGGAUAUGUAUGCUGGGGCAGUGUUUAUUCAACAGGCCCUGCAGUGGAACAUCUAUGUAGCUGUGGUGGUGCUUCUGCUCAUCACUGCUCUCUACACUGUAGCAGGUGGUCUGGCUGCAGUCAUCUACACAGACGCUGCCCAGACUGGCAUCAUGUUGAUAGGAGCACUCACCCUCAUGGGCUUCAGUUUCGCUGAGGUGGGGGGCUGGAACGCCCUCCUAGAGGGGUAUGCUACGGCCAUCCCCUCGGUCCGCGACCCCAACACCACAUGUGGCAUCCCCCGGGACGACGCCUUCCACCUGUUCCGUGACCCCGUGACCUCUGACCUGCCCUGGCCGGGCAUCCUCCUGGGCAUGUCCAUACCCUCCAUGUGGUACUGGUGCUCAGACCAGGUGAUAGUGCAGCGCUCCCUGGCUGCUAAGAACCUGCUCCAUGCUAAAGGAGGCUCCCUGCUGGCUGCCUACCUCAAGAUCCUGCCCUUCUUCAUGAUGGUCCUGCCCGGCAUGAUCAGCAGAAUACUCUACCCAGACGAGGUGGCGUGUGGUGACCCUGAGGUGUGUACUGAGGUGUGUGGAAACCCAGUGGGCUGUUCAGACAUCGCCUACGCCAAACUGGUCAUGAAGCUACUGCCCUCAGGUCUGCGUGGUCUGAUGAUGGCGGUGAUGAUUGCUGCUCUCAUGUCCUCCCUCACCUCCAUCUUCAACAGCUCCAGCACCAUCUUCACCAUGGACCUGUGGAGGCAUGUCCGGCCCCGCGCAACCGAGUGGGAACUCAUGCUCGUGGGAAGGAUGUUUGUGCUGGUUCUGGUGGUGGUGUCAGUGCUGUGGAUCCCUGUGGUCCAGGCCAGUCAGGGAGGACAGCUGUUUAUCUACAUCCAGUCCAUCAGUACCUACCUCCAGCCUCCUGUUUCCAUCGUCUUCCUGACUGGAUGCUUCUGGAAGAGGACCAAUGAGAAGGGGGCUUUCUGGGGCCUGUUCCUGGGCCUACUGGUGGGCGGUGUGAGGAUGGCCCUAGACUUUAUCUAUCCCUCACCACUGUGUUACCAGGAGGACAGCAGGCCUGAUGUGGUGAAACAUGUCCACUACCUCUACUUCUCCACCAUGCUGUCUCUGCUCACCCUGGUGGUGGUGGUGGGGGUCAGCCUGGCCACGGAGAAACCCAGCCCAGAGCAGAUCAGCCGCCUCACCUGGUUCACCAGAUUUGAUAAGGUGGAGAAGAGCAGUGGAGCUUUAGAGACAGUAGAGACUGUGACUAGUGCUACAGAGACCGAGAGUGCAGAGCAGGAGAUGGAAGACAGAGAGAAAGAGAAGGCUAACGGAGAGACACACCUUCAGAGGAAAGUCUCCUCAGAAGCCAGUGUGAGGAGCCAGUCCAGGCUGAAGGCCGCCCUCUACUGGCUGUGUGGGAUGGAGCGGCAGAAGGAGGGUGACAGCGCCCCACAACCCCCUCUUCUUCUCGACCCCGCUAGCUCUCUGGAAGAGGACCCAUGCCUUAGCCACGUGGUCGACGCCAACCUCAUCAUCUGCCUCUCCAUCGCCGUCUUUAUCAUUGGCUACUGGGCCUAGUGAGGAAUUCUCAACAGCCAAUGAUAUUGGCAGGGACAGGUGGUGCUUGGCCAUUGCUGCAGCAUCAUAGGAGUGCUACUGAAGUGUCACAGCAAAGGCUGUUAUUUAUUAAUGUAUAAUAGCAAUGUAUCGUUGUUUUUUUAACCCCUCUUCAGAGAACAAUUUUCUUCAUUUUUUUACAGCUUUUUUUUGCUACAUAUACAUACAUUUCACAUCUACAUUUGACAUAAAUGGUACUUUUUAUAUAAAGAAGUCACAUAACAAUAAUACAUUACCAAACAAACUCUUUAAUCCCAACCCUCAGCCACUCUCAGCCCAUCCCACCUAUCACCAUAAACCAUUCUCAUUUGGUUUCCAUGUGCCAUAUAUUUUUCAAUUGUUCUGUGAUUUAUUUCAAAAUUGUUGAAUCUUUCUAAUCGUAUAUUAUGCACAGAUUGUGAGCUAAAGAUGAAAACCUUUCCUGCGAGUAUUAUUUGACUGACUAUGGCUUAACAAAUCGCACAACACUGCUAUUUGUAAGGUUCAUUUUAAGUGCAUGUUGUGAAGUGGAUUUUUUUUUAAACUAUUCCUGAACCUGUGACCAGAAACAACCUACAUAUGGGCAAUACCAGAAUAAAUGAUCUAUUGAUUCUGUCUCUUCGCAGCAAAAUCUACAGAGCUGAGAUUGUGGUAUGCCCCAUAUAUAUGGCAUUCUGUUGGUGGCAAGAAUUGUAUAUAGUAAUUUAAAUUGAAAAACUAAGUGUUGAAUCAAGUGUAGUAUUUUGUAUCAGUUCAUAAAUCCUAUGCCAUGGAAUUGGUACAUCAAAAAUCUCCUCCCAUUUAUUUUGCAACCUGUAUGGCGCAACUGUCAACAUUUUUGACCUCAGAUGAAACAGGUAUAUUUUUCUAUUUAUGCCAGUUCCUUUCAGCCAAUUUGUAUCCUUACUAUAUGGCAGUAAUGUAUGGUUUUAAUGGGCAUGAUGCCUCUCAAUAUGCUACAUGUAUUAUAGUUCUUAGUAAUAGUAUACAUUCCAUUAGAUUAGAAUAUACAGUAUAAAUUCAGUUUUCAGCUGACAUGAAUAAACACGGAAUAUUACUGUUUUAA